CCACAUACCUGCGAGAACCAGGAAAUAACAUUGUUUGCACCUAACGCCGCACUAAAUAUUUGUCCCGUCGAAGUCCUCGUCUUUCUCGCCCUCCCUCGCAUUCGGUUCGAGUGUUGGGGGAUUACUUUUGCUGAGGAGAUAUAAAAACGGGACGCAGGCCGCAGUUUCACCUGGGACCAGCCUGGCUCUGAGCAGAUUAGCACUGACCUCUGCAAGUCCGGCCGCAAGUUCUGCUGGUCCAGAGAAGCCCAGUACUUGUAUCUUCGCCGCCUCUCUUCGCGCAGCUAUUCGGCUAUCAUGAUGAAUCCAGUCAUGGAGGAGACCGUGUGGGAGCAGUACACUGUGACCCUGCAGAGGGAUUCAAAGAUGGGCUUUGGUAUCGCAGUGUCGGGGGGGAGGGACAACCCAAAUGAGGACAGUGGUGAGACGUCCAUCGUGGUGUCUGACGUCCUGCAGGGAGGGCCUGCAGAUGGAUUGCUGUUUGAGAAGGACAGAGUAGUGCAGGUGAACGCCAUUCCCAUGGAUGGAGCCAUCCACUCCUUCGCUGUCCAGACCCUCAGGAAGUGUGGCAAAGUAGCAAAAAUCACAGUCAAGAGGCCUAGGAAGGUUCCUGUCAACGUAAUGAACCGUCCUCCAUCACCUGACGACAGAGUCUUCAACAACGAUUACAACGACGAUUACAACUACGACCAGGACCGCCGCAGUGUGUACAGCGGCCGCAGCGGCGGACGGGAACACAGCCUGGAGAGGGAGCGGGGCGGUUACAUGGAUUCCGGCUACCAAACACGUGAGCGUGACUACGACAGGGACUACGACCGGGACUACGACCGGCGGGAACGCGGCAGGAGCAUGGAGAGAGACCUCAGCCCGGACCGCUCGUACAGGAGGGACGGCAGCAGGGGCCGCGCUUUGGAUAGAGAGCCCAGCCCCGAUCGCCGCUACAGGAGCGACCACAACAUAGACCGCGACUACAGCCCGGACCGGAGGUACCGCAGCGAGCGCACCUUAGACCGAGACCACAGCCCCGACCGCCGCUACCGCAGCGAGCGAGCCCUCGACCGAGACUACAGCCCGGAUAGGCGCUACCGCAGCGAGCGAACGCUGGACCGCGCCAACAGCCCCGACGUGCGCCGAGGACGCGAGCGCGUGCCCAGCGACCCGAGGAAGUACGAUGAGCCCGUGAAGCGAAGCGGGAGCAGGGACCGCCUGGACCGCUCCCCGUCCCCGGCCCUGCCCAUCCCACUGCCACGGCCCAUCAGGGACCUGGAGCCACUGGAGAAACCUGUGAAUGUGCUGCUGCUGAAAAACCGCCCAAAUGAAGAGUAUGGUCUCCGCCUGGGGAGUCAGCUCUUCAUCAAAGAGAUGACCAGCACAGGACUCGCCAGCAGAGAUGGAAACCUGCAGGAAGGGGACAUUAUACUGAAGAUUAACGGCACGGUGACAGAAAACCUGUCCCUCGCCGACGCAGGGAAGCUGAUCGAGAAGUCGCGCGGGAAGCUGCAGCUGGUGGUGCAGAGAGACAGGCGGCAGGUGCUGAUCCGAAUCCCGCCGAUGGUCGACAGCGACUCGGAGCUCGAUGAUAUCUCGGAGAUCGAGUCGUACCGCUCCUACUCUCCGCAGGAUGACCGGCGAGGCCACCACUCCGACCUUUCCUCCCACUCCUCCAAUGAGAGACUCAGAGACAAACCGAGAGAGGACCCACCUAACAGGCUGGCAAAAAUGGGCGCCAUGCCAACACCGUUCAGAGGUCACACUGAAGACACUCUCCCUUUGCAUGAAGAGAGGGAGGAGCCACGACAAGAGACACCACCUUUAGCAGCUGUCACUGCGACCCAAAAGUUUCAAGUUCCUCCGAAGGUGCCACUAAAGCCGAGCGUUGCAGACCAGGAUGUUUACGGGCCGAACACCUUAAUGGUGCAUUUCCAGAAAGGCGAUAGUGUGGGUCUGAGGCUGGCAGGAGGAAAUGAUGUGGGCAUUUUCAUCGCAGGCGUUCAGGAGGACAGCGCAGCUGAGCAGGAGGGUCUCCACACGGGAGAUCAAAUCAUGAAGGUGAACAAUGUGGACUUCAGAGGCAUGGUGCGUGAAGAUGCUGUUCUGUACCUCCUGGAGAUCCCCAAAGGAGAGGAUGUUACUAUUCUUGCUCAGAGCAAACCUGAAGUCUACAAGGACAUUUUAGCAUCUGGCAGAGGCGACUCGUUUUACAUCAGAACCCACUUUGAGUAUGAGAAGGAGGCUCCACAGAGCCUUGCUUUCAGCAGAGGAGAAAUCUUCAAAGUGACAGACACGCUUUAUGACGGCAAGCUGGGCAACUGGCUGGCAGUCCGUACUGACAAAGACAACCAGCUGCUGGAGAAAGGAAUCAUCCCCAACAAGAGCAGAGCAGAGCAAAUGGCCAAUGUUCAGAAUGCCGCUCGUGCCGCAUCGGGCAACGACAGAGGCGACUUCUGGAGGCUGAGAGGUCAAAGAGCAGCAAAGAAGAAAGAUCUCCGAAAGAGUCGAGAGGACCUGAGCGCUGCUCCAGUCAGCACACGAUUCCCUGCCUACGAGAGGGUUGUGUUACGUGAAGCUGGUUUCAAGAGACCUAUUGUGAUAUUUGGGCCCAUUUCCGACGUGGUGAAUGAAAAACUAGCCAGCGACCUUCCUGGCGAGUUUGUCGUUGCCAAAACGGAGCCAAAGGAUGCAGGAACUGAGAAGUCCUCCGGAGUGGUGAGACUAAACACCAUCCGACAAAUCAUUGAACAGGACCGUCACGCUCUGUUGGACGUGACUCCCAAAGCCGUAGACACUCUGAACUACACCCAGUGGUAUCCCAUCGUCAUCUUCCUGAACCCAGACAGCAAGCAAGGCGUCAAGACCAUGAGGAGCCGCCUGAUGCCCGGAUCCACCCGCAGCGCACGCAAGCUGUACGAGCAGGCCGUCAAGCUGAAGAAGACCUGUUCACACCUUUUCACUGCCACGAUCGACCUGAACUCUGCCAACGACGCGUGGUUUGGCAGCGUGAAAGAGUCCAUUCGGGAACAGCAGGACAGAGCUGUGUGGGUCUCUGAGGGCAAGCUGGAUGGCACUGAGGAGGACCUGGAUCUCCAUGACGACCGCAUGUCCUACCUGUCGGCAAUGAGCGCAGACUACCUGAGCAUGGACAGCCGUCUGACCAGCGACUACGAGGACACGGCGGACGAAGGCGGGGCUUACACUGACAACGAGCUGGAUGAGGCGUUGGACGAACCCCACCCUGUGUCAGCCAUCAGUCGAUCAUCAGAGCCCGUUCUGCCCGAAGAGAAGGCUCACCCUGAACCCCGGGCUCGUAUGAGGAAGUCAGGGAGCAGAGAGGUGCUGCACAGAGAGCCCAGCCCUCCCCCUUCCUUUGUCCCUGAACCCCCUAAGGUGCGUGUCCAGGCUCGGACUGACUCAACGCGGAGCUAUGAGUCACACUCCAGCAGCACCAUCAGCAGCGACGCAGUGGCCGCAAACAAGCCGCUUCCCCCACCUGUGGCCCUGAAGCCCACCAUACCCCGUCUGAACCAGACACCAGAGGAGCAGAAACCGGGGAAGGAGGAGGAGGACCCCGCCAACAAAUCCUUCCUGGGCAAGAAAAUGGGUGGACAGAUUAAAGCGUUUGAGAAGAUGGACCACCUGGCACGAGCUCAGAGGCUCCUGGAGCUGCAAGAGGCGGAGAAUGCUCGAUUGGAAAUUGCCCAGAAGCAUCCAGACAUCUACGCCGUCCCAGUGAAACUGCCAAAACCCAACCUCAACCGUCCUCAGCCAAUAGGUUCAAGCUCCAACCCCGAGCCUCAGACUCCGUCCAGGCCGUACUACUCCGAGACGAGAGGACACGAGGACGAGGAGGCCGAGUACCGCAGACAGCUGGCCGACCAAACCAAGAGAGGAUACUACAACCCUCAGAAGUACAAAGACACCGAGCUGUAGGCCAGGAAACCGCUCACCGCUCUCGUUACAAGUGGACGCUGGAUGCCUGUUGCCGUGGUAACGGCUUUUGCGGCUUUACCUUAACUCUGAGAACUCUUCAAUUGUAGCUGGACUCCUGCUAAGACGUCCGUGGUUUCACUACUUGUUGUACAGGAAGACCAGGCCACACACAGCAUCCUCCAAAAGCCUGCUUCACCUUCACCUCUGUCCUAAAGCAACACCCAUGUUUCAGCGUAUGUCUUUUGUCCGUCUUUCUGAAAGAUAAACACCCUACCGUCUUUAAAUGCUGCACUUGUAUCAAAAAGGCCAUUUGUCAUUCCUGCCCACAUAUUCUUGGAUUUCAUUUCUCAUUUUUUUUUCAGACAGAAAAAAUCUAAAGAAUGCAAAGUGACUGUGCAGCUACAGCCUCCAACCAGGCGCAGCUCAAAAAUAUUUCAGUGUUUGUGGAUUCCUCAAAGAGAAGUGUGUGUUUGCUUUUCUUAAGCUUACCUCUGUUAUGAGAAUGUCACGUUUAAUACAUGAGAGGCAGAAAGUGGAGCGAGCUACCGCCACGCUGCAGCCAAACCGCUGACAUGACACCGCAGACUCUGCACAGCAUCCGAGCUGUUUGACUUUUUAAGAAAACAUUUUCGCGCACGCAGCAUGUUUGAGAUGCACGCGCCAGUGCGUGUCCUGCGCUGUGUUAGCAGCUGCCCUGACAUCAGGUGUCGAUCAUCUCUCUCCUGCCGAGGUUGUUUUCCGCCUCCGCGUCCCAGCCUGGACACCUGUGUCCACGCUACACUGUGUUAAGACGCGGGCGUUCUGGGAGGCAGCGUCUUUUCUAGUGCCUUGUAGCUCUGAUGUCACCUUUGGAAAUAAAGACCGUGUAGAUAGGAUGGGCCUCUUAAUUACAUGAAAAUCAGGAGCUGGGUGCAAAAAAUAAAUAAAUAAAUAAAAAUUAUGGAGUGUUUAUGUGGAACAGACCAAACAAGAGUCAGUGUGAAAUGUUUUCAAUUUAGCCAAAACACUUUACUUUGUCUAAAUGAACAAAAUUCAUUGUGGAUUUACACUGUAACUAUUUUAACUACUGUUUAUGUUCUUGUUGGAACAGAAGAGCACUGAAUCCAUUGAAAGGUAAAUUAAUAAAACGCUGCUUCAGGAUGAUCAGAAGCUACACAUUUACAUUUGAAAAUGUCAGGAUAUGGAAAUGAUAGUUACAGGAUCGCGUCCUGCCUGUGUCUGCCUGUCGAUCGUUCCUGUGUUGGCGUCAGUCACAGGUUUCACUGAAAGUGCGUCAUGAACGUUCAGGGUCAAGUGUGAAGACUCCUCUUUAGUUUUGAGCUGGACUUAAAGGAUGCGGCGCAGUGUGUUUGUCUUUACUAUCUUCUUGUAACCAGAGACAAUCACGUUUAUAUGGCUUUUGUUUUUAUACUGAACACACACCCGACUCACUCUCGUCUUUCUGUGCAGAGUCCUGGGAAUGUGGUGACAAUCAUUGUUGUUUUUAGUGUCUUCUCAAUAGCUGUAAAUUGUUCUUCUUUUCUCAUUUUUCUUUUUCUUUUUUUUAAUUUGUCAUCUUCUGAGUGUUACACGAGAGUCUUGGUUUAUUCUAAUAAAUAAAUCUUUUUUUACACCGUG
Messenger RNA from Mugil cephalus (flathead mullet), 5544 nucleotides. It is a transcript of the gene tjp2a, whose product is annotated as tight junction protein 2a (zona occludens 2). Gene Ontology annotation, molecular function: cell adhesion molecule binding. The record is from RefSeq and is a predicted model, not a curated record. The coding region runs from base 298 to 3927 and encodes 1209 amino acids. Gene Ontology annotation, biological process: protein localization to cell-cell junction; positive regulation of blood-brain barrier permeability; cell-cell adhesion. NCBI's taxonomy places the organism in Eukaryota, Metazoa, Chordata, Actinopteri, Mugiliformes, Mugilidae. Gene Ontology annotation, cellular component: bicellular tight junction; plasma membrane. The transcript is spliced from 26 exons.